This is a messenger RNA of Boleophthalmus pectinirostris (great blue-spotted mudskipper), 982 nucleotides long. It is a transcript of the gene ebpl, whose product is annotated as EBP like. Gene Ontology annotation, molecular function: cholestenol delta-isomerase activity. Bases 92 to 712 code for a protein of 206 amino acids. Lineage: Eukaryota; Metazoa; Chordata; Actinopteri; Gobiiformes; Gobiidae. Gene Ontology annotation, cellular component: endoplasmic reticulum; membrane. The transcript is spliced from 5 exons. The record is from RefSeq and is a predicted model, not a curated record. Gene Ontology annotation, biological process: sterol metabolic process.
CUUUGAGGAGAGUUGACUAGAGACGUUGCUUUCCAUUUUAGAAACAGUUUAAGGUAGAUUUACAAAGUUUUAAGCGCAUAGAAAGAGAAAGAUGGAUAUGAAUGAGCCCGCCUUCUCCAUGGUCUCCGCUGUCUCCCUAUUGGCCUGCGCGUUCCAGGGGGUGGCGGCCUAUCUGAUGAUGCGUCGCGUGGGAGGGAAGAGCUCCACGAUCGACCAGUGGGUGCUGACCUGGCUCUUCUAUGACGUCAUUGUCCACAUCACCUUGGAGGGGCCCUUUGUGUGGAUGUCUUUACGUGGCUCUGUGGAGACGUCUGAAGGACCUCUGGCUCAGCUCUGGCAGGAGUAUGGUAAAGCAGACAGGCGCUGGCUGGUGUCAGACCCGGGGAUAGUGUCUGUGGAGCUGCUCACUGUGGGGCUCUGCUCUGCUCUGGGUGUGGCUCUCAUCUACGCUGUGGUCCACAACAAACACUACAGACACUUCGUGCAGAUCUCGCUGUGUGUGUGUGAGCUGUACGGGGGCUGGAUGACCUUCGCUCCCGACUGGCUGCAGGGCUCUCCUAACCUGAACCAAGCCUCUUCCUGGUUACACCUGUGGGUCUACCUGGUCUUCUUCAACGGCAUCUGGGUCCUCGUGCCCGGCCUCCUCCUGCUCCAGUCCUGGUCAGAUCUGAGGAGUCUGCACCAGGGGAGGGAGAGGCUGAAGGAAAAAUGAAACAGACUGUGAACUGCAAAAACUCAAAUCCAACCACGUUAAGAUGACUUGAAUGAAGAAAUUUUGAUCACGAUUUGAGUAAAUUUCACUUGACUGAAAUGAUCUGCCAAUGAACUUUUUGUACUUAAAAAGAAAUGAAAAUACAUCUUUCUACACUGAAGAUAAGAAAAACAACAACUCCCAAAGGUGCACUGUGUAACCUUUUGUUUGGGGGUCGGUCACCUGCUUGUUUCUAUGGAUACGCCAAAGCUCAGCCUGGAAUGCUCCACA